Molecule: messenger RNA, 2020 nt
Organism: Porites evermanni
Lineage: Eukaryota; Metazoa; Cnidaria; Anthozoa; Scleractinia; Poritidae
Source: the annotation of a GenBank genome assembly
GGUAACGGUCAGUGCAUUGGAUAUGAUGUGUGCAACUGCAACUCUGCAUGGUCAGGUCCAGCGUGCAGCAUCCCUGAUUGUAGUGGAGUUAAGAACUGUUCUGGACAAGGAGACUGUAUUCUUGUGAACAAGUGCGCCUGUUAUCCAGCCUUCGAUGGCGAGUACUGCGAUCAAAAGGCGAAACCAAACAUCAACCCACCCAGUUUUAGUCAAGAGCUUUAUAACGCGACCAUUAAGGAAAACGCUCCCCCUGGAACACUGAUUUUGCAUGUUCACGCUAAUGACACGGAUGAAGGCAGAAAUGGAGAGAUAUUUUAUUCGCUUCCUGGCGAAAAAAGCGUUGAGGACCUUGUUGCUGUUGACGGAGCAAGUGGAAAAGUUUUUAAUCUGUUAACGUUUGAUUUUGAGACUGUGGAACCCCAUAUAUUCAAUGUGACGCUUUUGGCCUCGGACAAUGGCUUCCCACAGAAAUCGAGCGUCACCAUUGUGCAGGUAACGGUAAUGGACGAAAACGACAAUUGUCCGAUAUUUGUCGAGCCAUCAGGAAACCUUCGGCUUGAUGUCGUUGACUUAAAACCGGGAAGUAUUCUUACUAAAGUUUCGGCCACAGAUCUGGACAAUGGCUCGAACGGUGACAUAUCGUACAGCCUAUCAAAUAAUGAUGUCUUCAACAUUGAUCCGACAACUGGUUUGAUCAAGGUAACUUCUAAUCCAACGAGGGAGGAAUAUUACCUAUUGGUUGGUGCAGCUGACAAGGGUGAAAGAUCCUGCUUGACGGAAAUACAGUUGACAGUUAGGGUUGUCAAUUCAGCCACAAUGACACCGCUGACCAAUCAAAAAUCACCACCCUCGUCGAUUUCAUCUGAGGUAGCCAAUACCUACAGUACCUCUGAGGUCUCAUCAAUGAAGCACACUGGUGAAUAUGAUAUUUAGCACUUUACUGAAAUUUAGAUAGCUAUCUGGAACUCGUUAUUUUACAAAAUGCCUCACAGCAGAAGAUUUCAGAAUAUUCUCAGCCCACAAUAAACACCCUGAGAGAUCAUGAUGCUAAACUGUGAUAGAAACUCUAUUUGUGACUUUCCGACACCAACAAAAAAAAUUCUUUACUGACUGUGGAAAGAGGAAAAAAAAGAAUCCUUCUUGCUCUUUUAAUGCUUGUAGGUUUCUAACAUUUUGUGAGGAAAAUUUGAGCAGAAUAUGAGCAAAAAGAAAAAAGCCUACAUAUUGACCUAACUUGUUGGCAUAGGUUCUGAUGCUGUAUAAAUAAUGUGCGCAAAUAAUUUUGGGGGUAUAUAGAUUUGUCCGGGUAGUAAAGGAGUUUUAGAGGGUCACAAUGGAGUGAAGGCGUUUACGGUUAAUCAAAGGUUUAUAUUUUGGCUUUUCCAUGGCCAAUGGAUAAUUUAUCUUCGUUACGGUUAUCAGACACCUGAAAAGAAAAAAUCCAUAACUUGCAAGUCGUUAAGGCCUCUAAGGAAUUCUCAGGGAUGAAAAAAAAAAAGGAUAAAAUAGCUGUAUCAGGCACGAGAUAAGACGCGAAAAGUAGUAACAAGUAAUAUUGACACUCUCUACAUGAAAACUGUUUUUGGUAGCAGUUUUUUUCACGCGGUCAACAUUUUUUUACGACUAACGACUAAAGUUUUCGGCUGUUUUACGACUAAUGGUUACUCCUUUUGUUUUAUAUAUGGUGGAAAUCAGCAUAUAGCACCCUAAGUAAGGACUAGGAGUUAUGAUAACUUUUCACAUCAUAGUUCUUCUUCUCUAUACAGGCACCGACUCGACACCUGGUUCGUCGACCAUACCAAGGGAAGCCGCAUUGGUGCCCCAGAAAGGUCCAAAUUAUGUCAUCAUCGGCGUGUCUGCUUCUGGAGGGUUGCUUGUUUUAGUGAUCGUGGCACUUUUGUUGAAGAAGUGUGUUUGUAAGAACAGUCGUCCGGCAGCCGUCCGAUCUUCGGGAGGUGGUCGAGUGAAUAAAAGCUUCCAGCGUGAUUUUGAGAUGUCCGAGAUUUCUGGGAGGAUUUAA